This is a messenger RNA of Penicillium samsonianum, 1530 nucleotides long. RefSeq names its product FAD-binding oxidoreductase. The record is from RefSeq and is a predicted model, not a curated record. The transcript is spliced from 5 exons. Gene Ontology annotation, molecular function: FAD binding; oxidoreductase activity. NCBI's taxonomy places the organism in Eukaryota, Fungi, Ascomycota, Eurotiomycetes, Eurotiales, Aspergillaceae. Bases 1 to 1530 code for a protein of 509 amino acids.
AUGGUGCAAAUAUCGAAUCUUUGGAGCUUUGGGCUCGCGACUGUGGUGUCUCUGGCAGCCGCCGCACCAACAAACUGUCUGGAUGGACUCUGCCUGAAAACACGCGCCAAUCUCAGCCCGCUACAAGUCAGUCGAGAACUCGGCCCGCUCCUUUCCAACGCCUCGAGUGUCUUCGGACCUAGCGAUUCACGUUGGGCAAAUGCCACGGCGAGAUAUCAGCAAUAUGCUGCUCCCAAAUUUACAGUGGCGGUCCAGGUUGCUCGCGAAUCUGACGUUUCAGUCAUUAUCAAAUACGCCAACCGCAACAGUCUUCCCUUCUACGCAGUUAAUCGGGGCCAUGGUCUUCCUAUCUCCCAGGCCAAAUUUAGUGGCUUGGAGAUCGAUAUGCAGCUUCUUACUGGAAUUACUAUACAAUCUGACGGGAAGUCCGCUCUCUUCCAAGGAGGAACGUAUGAUCAACAAGUCAUGGACACGCUAUGGGAGGAAGGCUAUGUUGCAACUACUGGUAGUUGCGGUUGCGUGGGAAUGCUUGGCCCAGCUCUAGGCGGCGGACAUGGACGCCAGCAAGGCUUCCAUGGCUUGAUUAGCGACAACAUUCUCAAGCUCAAUGUUGUGUUGGCUGACGGAACCACUGCAACUGUUUCUAACACCUCUCAUAUGGAUCUCUUCUGGGCAAUGAGGGGCGCGGGCCAUAAUUUUGGAGUGGUGACGAGCUUUGAAAUGAGCAUCUACCCAACCCAAGUUCAUUCAUGGUAUUAUAAGAAUUAUGUCUUCACGCAGGACAAAUUAGAGGACCUCUUCGAACAGCUGAACGUAUUGCAAGGCAAUGGAACUCAGCCAGUGAAGAUGGCCGCUCAAUAUGGCAUUUACAUGGUGGACUCUACUGUUAGCGCCACUGAGGCAAUUAUCUGGUGGACUUUUGGCUAUGCCGGCUCGCAAAGCGAGGCACAGCAGUACCUGACGCCGUUUGAUAACCUCAAUCCAUUCAGUUCUACUGAUGGAAAUGUUCCGUUCCCCGAAGUCCCCAACAUCCAGGGGACUGGGAUCAACAAUGCUACUUGUGAUAAGGGUCUUGAACGGAUAGUCGGUCCCGCUGGGCUUCAGGUGUAUAACGCCACAGCGCAACGCCAGAUCUACGAUCUUUUCAACAAAAACGUCAAUUCCUACCCAGCACUCGCCGCUUCAGCUGUUGUGAUGGAGGGCUACUCUGUGGAGGCCGUUCGAAACGUGGACUCGGAUUCAUCCGCCUAUCCUAUGCGAGAUGAUUACUUGCUCAUGCAAACCACCAUCUCCUAUUCCCCAAAUUCUACCCUCGACAAUGUUGCCAUAGAUUGGGUGACCGAGAACCAAAAGUUUUGGAACGAGGGCCAGCCAACACGCAAGCCCACUGCGUAUGUCAAUUAUGCAUCUGGCAGAGAAUCAUUGGAGGCCAUAUAUGGAUAUGAACCUUGGCGUUUGGAGAGGCUUCGGAAGCUCAAGGCCAAGUAUGAUCCUGAAGGCCGAUUUUCCUACUACAACCCAAUCGUCUGA